AUGACGAAAGAACCACAAAAAACGAAAGAAGGUGCUGUUGAAGAGUCAGAGGUUGAAGAGGAGCUUGCUAUAGUUGGGAAAGAGGAAGGAGAGAGGAAGCUUACUUCGCCAUUUGGGGAGGGAUUGGAGAGUGCUGUGAUGAAGGAGGAAGGAGAAGCAAAUAUGGAGGAUAAGUUCAAAUUGUAUAUUGUGGUGGAAGAUUACAUGAUGGAAGACUUUCCUGCUCUCCCAGCAAGGGAUACAUCCAUCACGCCAACUCCAUCGCCAAAUCCAAACCAGAGCACAAUCCAAAGAGACACGACUCCUCCUCAUCAAACUCCGGAUAAAUCUACCCCAUCGAUCCAGUCGAUUCCACCACCCCCGUCAAUCCCAUUCCUCUCAUACUCAAAUACAACGCCAUUUACAUCCCCCUUCGGCUCCUUCCCCGAAGCUGGACCGGUUGCAGAUGCGAUGAGGGGACAAGUUACCUCUGCGGGUGGUGAUGGUGAAAGUGACAGGGGGAAUGGGAAGAGGAAGAGGACUUGGAUGGAGUAUAGAGAUGGUGAUGGUGAUGAUGGGCAGGAGGAGGAGGAAAGGGAAGAGCGAGACAGGGAGAAGAGGGAAGAGCGAGCGAGGAAGAAGAGGGAGGCGGUGCGGGAGAGAGUGCGAAUAAUGUGUGGGGGAAAAGGUUUGAUGGGACAGAAGUUUGUUCGUAGAUGA
This is a messenger RNA of Hymenoscyphus albidus, 699 nucleotides long. Lineage: Eukaryota; Fungi; Ascomycota; Leotiomycetes; Helotiales; Helotiaceae. The record is from the annotation of a GenBank genome assembly.